AUAAGUCGCCCAAGUAUGAUUUCCGAUGGAUAAAAAUUUCUGAAAAUUUCUCUACGUUACAUUCGCGCGACAUUCGCAGUGUGAUAUUACCGGCAAUUUGCCGGAAUUAGACGAAAUUACUGAUAAGCUGAUAAGUGUGCCGGAAUGCGCGUGCUAAAGUUUACGCUCGUGAUCUGCGCGCUCGCCGGAUGCUGGCAACCGUCAUCGUGGACGUCGUUGUGCAAGCGUGUCGUUUACAAGAUCUACGCGAUAUUUUUGCUCUCCUCGUUAUACAUAUUCUCGGUGUCUCAGUUCAUGAAUAUCAUACUGAACGUCGAGAAUUCCGACGAAUUCACCGACGCCCUGUACAUGAUGCUGACCGUGCUGGUCGCGGCCUACAAGCAAACUUUCAUGCUGCUGGACCGCGGAAACAUCACGAUGAUAAUUGACCAGCUCACCGUGAGACCCUUCGCACCGUGUGAGUCGCACGAGGUGACGAUUCGGCGGAAAUUCGACAAAAUGAUACAGUAAGUUGUGACAUACAUUACGUUAGCGUACUGCACAUUUUAGAGUCUUUGUCCGCGCGCGGACAAACGGGCACCUCAUUGCUCUCUAUUAACGAGGAUCGGAAGGAGAAUUUUUCCUUUAUCAAUAUCAAGAAAUAUUACAUUGGCGAGCAAAGCAUCGUAUAGAGCGGAAACAAGUCUGAUCGGGCAAGAGAGUCCGCUGAAAACCGUCCGCAGACGUCCGUCAAGACGAUGAGGGGGUAGAGCUCUACUUUGGCAAGCGGAGCAAACGAUCUCUUGAGGAUUGAAGCAGACUGAAGGCGGGCCGAUUAGCUAGCAGCUAGAUCUUACGUUUGAGAUUAUUUCGGGUUCAUCUCAAGAUGCUGCAAAGGUCGUUUCAUUGACUACGCAUCAUCGUCGUAAGAUGAUCUCGAAG
This is a messenger RNA of Harpegnathos saltator (Jerdon's jumping ant), 921 nucleotides long. RefSeq lists its product as uncharacterized. Lineage: Eukaryota; Metazoa; Arthropoda; Insecta; Hymenoptera; Formicidae. The transcript has a single exon. The record is from RefSeq and is a predicted model, not a curated record. Bases 145 to 510 code for a protein of 121 amino acids.